Kluyveromyces marxianus DMKU3-1042 is the source of this 1176-nucleotide messenger RNA. It is a transcript of the gene HAT1, whose product is annotated as histone acetyltransferase catalytic subunit HAT1. NCBI's taxonomy places the organism in Eukaryota, Fungi, Ascomycota, Saccharomycetes, Saccharomycetales, Saccharomycetaceae. Gene Ontology annotation, molecular function: histone binding; histone H4 acetyltransferase activity. Gene Ontology annotation, biological process: subtelomeric heterochromatin formation. Gene Ontology annotation, cellular component: nucleus. The coding region runs from base 1 to 1176 and encodes 391 amino acids. The record is from RefSeq and is a predicted model, not a curated record. The transcript has a single exon.
AUGUCGGUAGAUUUAAGACCAGAAACGUGGACAACGUCUACUAAUGAUGCCUUAACUAUCUCAUUGGUAGAUGAAAAUGGAGCUGUAAAGUUUAAACCGGCAUUCACGUAUCCAAUAUAUGGCGAUGCAGAACAAGUAUUUGGAUACAAAAACCUUCAGAUAUUCCUAGCAUUUGACUCAAUUACUAUGAAGCCUUUUUUGAAUGUUAAAUAUGAUGAAAAGCUCAAUACUGAUAUUCCUGAUGUUCAAAAGGCAUUGUUGGCUAAGCUUCCAAAAGAUGAUGUUAUCUUAAAAGAUGAAGCUAAAUGGGUAGAUGCUUUUACUAAGGAACAAGAGACAUUCUCAUUACCCGAUAAAGACACAAUUAUCGAUGAAUACAAUAUAGGUGAUGAAAGUUUUACCGUCUACAAGGUCUCGCUACAAGUUGAUGCUGUCAAGAGAAUCCACAGACGACUACAAAUAUUUACUUUGUUAUUCAUUGAAGCCGCUUCAUACAUAGAUGAAUCCGAUCCAUCUUGGGAAGUCGUUAUCACAUUCAACAAACGCACUAAGCAAUGUAUCGGCUAUGCCACGACAUACCAAUUUUGGAGAUAUUUAGGCUCAGAAACUUUUGACAUGAGCUCAGUAGACGAUAGAAAGAGCAGGGCUAAAAUAUCUCAGUUCUUGAUACUACCACCAUAUCAAGGUAAAGGUCACGGGAAGUAUCUAUAUACGGCCAUCUUUAAGCAUUGGUUAGCAGAUCAAUCAAUUAUUGAAAUUACUGUUGAAGAUCCUAACGAAAGUUUUGAUGAUCUAAGAGAUCGUUGUGAUUUAGAAAGAAUCAUAAACGAAAGACUACUAAGUGACUGUCCAAAUGACCUACCUUUAAAGCAGGGAUGGUUGGAUAGAAAAAGGCUUGAGCUAAAACUUGAGCAAAGGCAAUUUAUGCGCAUCGUGGAGAUGUAUUUAUUAUUUAGUAAAUCUUCAAACUACAGGCUGCAACUAAAAUCAAGGAUAUAUGAAAAAAAUUACGAAGCUUUGAUGGAUAUGGACGAAAGUACAAAGAAGGACAAACUUCAGACUGCAUAUCAAUCUCUUACUGAUGAUUACAAGCGUAUACUGUCAAAGGUCAAUGUAUCCAAGAGGACAAAGUUAAGUUCCACUGGUAGUGUUCCUGUCAAAAAAAUCAAAACAUGA